This is a messenger RNA of Micromonas commoda, 542 nucleotides long. RefSeq lists its product with no specific name. The transcript has a single exon. The coding region runs from base 77 to 436 and encodes 119 amino acids. The record is from RefSeq and is a predicted model, not a curated record. NCBI's taxonomy places the organism in Eukaryota, Viridiplantae, Chlorophyta, Mamiellophyceae, Mamiellales, Mamiellaceae.
CGUUAACGGCGCGGGGUCGAAGAGUCACCGGGAAGAUGCCGUCGGCGAGGUGACGCUGGAGGUGGACCGCGUGGCGAUGGCCAAAUCGGGCGCCCUGCUCUUGCUCUUUCGGGACCCGGACGGCACGCUGGAUCGCGCGCGCCGCGCGCUGCGGGGCGCGUUCCCCGGGGCGCCCUCGAAGCAGACCGCCAUCGCGCACUGCACGCUCCUGAGGGCGUUUCCGAGGGCAAGCGGCGGUGACACACCAAUCGGCGAGGACUCGUCGUCGUCGUUCGGCGGGGCGCUGAGCGGGAGGGCGCUGGCGGACGUGAGCGCGUCGUGCGCGCGGUGGACGCACAGGCUGGCGGGGGCGCGGGUGAAGGUGAGCCGCGCGUGGCUGGUGCGGGAGGAGCGGUUCUCGUCCGUGGACGGCCCGCGGUCGUCUUUCCACCUGUGACGACGGCGCGGCUGACGGUGACGACUUUUCGAUCUGCCGGUGGCGUGGAGUUGUGAAGAAUCCGUCGACUAGCUAAGGCGUUGUUCACAUCGUAUCACGAGCUGCU